GCGUGCAUUCACCGCGCGCAGACAGACGCAUGGACCCAAGUGACGCAGCGCUUACAUCAUACACCUUCAAGGUCUGCAUGUUCCACCUGGUUGCAGUCGGCGGGUGGCUAAGGAGGCGUGAAAAAAGUCGAAGGACGCACUUUAGCGGGAUCCACCAAACCCACAGCCAGUGACCGAAAGAAGGAUUCCGCGGUCCAGAAUGAGCCCGCCGACGAGCGCAUGGGUCCGCCACGUGGAUGAAGACUCGAACAAGGCGUACUACUUCAACGAGACGACGGGCGAGACGACGUGGGAUGAGCCCAAGGACUUUGCGGCGAAAGCUGGCGGCGACGGCGAGAGCGGGAAGAAGCGCAAGGCCGAGGCCAUCGAGGACGACGAUGGCUGCCUCUGGGUCAAGUACAUUGACCCGACGACCCAGAAGCCAUACUACUCGGACAUGAACUCGGGCAAGACGCAGUGGGAGGCGCCGACGUUCUACACGUCCGACCAAGGCGAAGACGACGACGAAGAAGAGGACGAAAACAUCGAGGAAGAGUACGCCUUUGGCGCGAUCGCGGAUGCGCCCAAGCCGACGCCCGUCGCUGAUGAGAAGGCACCCGACUACUACCGGUACAUCGACGCGACGUCCAACAAGCCGUACUUCUUCAACGUGCACACCAAGGAAACGACGUGGGAAGAGCCCGUCGACGGUGUGAUCAAGGACGGGUCCGCGAUUGCGAGCACCGAGGUCGUCUCGGGCAGCGCCAAGUACCAAGAAUGGAUGAACAAGGCAGCGGCCGCUGCUGCCAACUCGUCGGCGGCCAAGGCGCAGUCGGCGGCGACGGCAACCGCACCGACGACGUCGGCGCCAGUGGCGAGUGCAAACGACCCGGUCAACCGCCUCAACUCGAUCCUUGGCAACGUCGGGGCGUCGGGCAACACGGCGCGCUGGCAGCAGCACUACGAUACCAACACGCAGCGCUACUACUACCACGACUCGGAGACGGGCACGACGCAGUGGGAGGUCCCGACCGAAGGCGGCAUCGCGGCCGGCGUAUGUGAACGCGGACUGGGUCCCGGUGGAUGCGCAAGCGGCGGCGGCGAACGCGUCGAUUGCGUCGCGUGUGGGGUAUGACUACUCGUCGACGGCCGGCAUGAGCCUCGUGAGCGGGCGGUUUGCGAGCGCGGGCCUCGACAACGACUACUGGGCCAAGGCCGGCGUACCGAGCGACAAGGCCGGGCGCCAAAUGAGCAACUUCUUCGACAUGACGGCCUUUGAGGCCAACCGUGCGGAGGCCAAGCGCAUGAAGGAAGCGCUCCAGAAGAAGAACGUCGACUGGAAGAAGGUCAACGCGGAGAAGAAGCGCAAGCGCCACCGCAUCCGCAACAAGUGGAUGUACGAAGACUAGGCGCUUGUCCCGACACAAUCGCUGAUAUGUAAUGCCAUUGAAUACCACCGCUCCUCCCUUGCAGCUACAUGACCAAGCGUUGUUUUGCCUCCAUGCUUGUGCUCGUGGCUGACCGUCCAUGGAACCAUGCAUGCUGCUGCGCCAGCAUCCGACGCACCGCGUUGCCGGAAUCACUUCUGCUCGCUCGUCGUGCCGAGAUCAUCAUCGUCAACGGCGCGCUCUCUGCGCAAUGGAGCUCUCUACCACACCGAUCGUCUGGCGCUUCCUGAGCGCGCUCGCUCGUCCUCGCCAGACGUCGCGCAUGCCACAAGGUACACUGCGAUCCGUGCAAAGAUCGCGGCCCUGAAGAGCCGGGCUAAAGCCACGUUCGUUGGUCGUUCCAUUCGUCGAUGGCCACUUGGCCUGCGAGCGAGGAGCCUUUCAUGAGGCUCAUACGGUCGCUGCCAAGGCGCUGGCAUGGCCAUAGCCAUGGCCAUGACCAGGCGAGGUCUGCCUGCGAGCGCGACGACGCCGGCCGCCACGUCGGAAAUCUGAUGGCGUUCGACGCUGCGAGUAAUAUAAAAUGGCGUAUCCUGUGUAACGGCGGUGCAAUAAUAUUCAAUAAUUUUAUUCGCUUG
Molecule: messenger RNA, 2005 nt
Organism: Saprolegnia diclina VS20
Lineage: Eukaryota; Oomycota; Saprolegniomycetes; Saprolegniales; Saprolegniaceae
Exons: 2
Coding region: 200-1114 (304 amino acids)
Molecular function (GO): protein binding
Source: RefSeq, a predicted model, not a curated record